Pogonomyrmex barbatus (red harvester ant) is the source of this 5245-nucleotide messenger RNA. RefSeq lists its product as uncharacterized. The record is from RefSeq and is a predicted model, not a curated record. Gene Ontology annotation, cellular component: nucleus. Lineage: Eukaryota; Metazoa; Arthropoda; Insecta; Hymenoptera; Formicidae. Gene Ontology annotation, biological process: regulation of transcription by RNA polymerase II. Gene Ontology annotation, molecular function: DNA-binding transcription factor activity, RNA polymerase II-specific; zinc ion binding; RNA polymerase II cis-regulatory region sequence-specific DNA binding.
AUAUGAUUAGUCAAUUCCAAUGACUAACCGAGACAAUCGUCGAUUAACUUAACCGGAAAUUGGUGAGAGUCGCUCUUACGAUAUAUAUAUAUAUACGCAAUUUUGUCAUGCUAUGCAUUUUCUGUGCGAUGGUGGCGAUGUGUAGUUCUGUUGCAAGAUGGCAACUUAACGGUUUGCUUUAUCGAACGCGCUCAUUAUUUCAAUGUGUUUCCAAGCAUUUCCGAGGGAGCGUCGCCAUUUGCACGCCAUCUGGCAUUCGCGACUAAGUGUUGAGUAUAUUGCGCGUAUUCAGAGUUUCCUUUCGUCAAAGACAAGAUUAUUAUCGUCGGUAUUGCGUCCAAGUGCGACGGAUCUUGCGGGCACGUCUUCGUCUUCAGUAGCUUUCAGUUUGAGAUUCGUUUCGUUUUGCAGGCGAUUCUCGCGAAUCUAACCUAGUUUAAUCUCAAUUUAAUCUCGAUUCUUGACUUGAUUCGGUUAGAAUCGACCAUUCUGCGGGAUAUUGAUUCAAUUUAAGAAUUGGAAAGAGAAACGAGCAGACGGAAGGAUUCUUUUCUACAUUUUGAGAUUUGAGAAGUUUUGUCAAGGAAGAGCAAUUUUCUUUUUAAUUUUAGAAUUUAUCGGUACCUACUGCAGUAUAGCAAAAACGCUAUUGUAGAUUUUUAUAUGCACACAAUAUGCUAUUCUAAUGAGAAAAUGUCUAUCGGGUAAUGGUGUGUUUUAUUAGAAUGAUUGUUUUAAAAUUGCGAUAUGCAAAGAAAGUAAUAGCGAAAACUGCAAAAUGGACAGUAGAGAUACUAUAGUCAGCUAUUUGGAUUCUUUGAUAAUUAUGGUAUUUUAUUCUGCUACUUCUAAAGAUUUUGUUAGAUGUCUUUAAAGCAAAAAAUACUGUAAAAGACGGACGAUAUAAGAUAUCAAAUUAAAACUUCUAUCACGUGCUAAAGAACAAGUAUAGAAGAUCCCAAAGAAAAAGAAAAAAUAAGAUGCCGAAUCCUGAGAUCAAACGUGAUCACAAUUACAGCGAAUUAAAGCCUCAACAUACCAACAGUAGUAAUGGUGGCAUUAUCAACAAGGCAUUCAAGACAGGAUCUGUCAUGGGUCAGAUUAAGGAUAUUGAUGAGUUGAAGAAGAUAACACCUCGCGUCCGUCUACAAGACACUGAGAGCUUGAAUGAAUUAACGAGGAUUUCAUCUUUAAAUAACAAUAGCGGCAAGUUACAACAGAAUAAUAUGUCUUUUCUUGAGAGAACGCAGCAAGAAUUAAGAAAAUAUUGCCGCACUUGUGCUGGCCUAAAAAUGCCUUUGGUAGACAUCUUUAGUGAAAAGGGCAUCAAAUUGCGAUUAAGCCAGCAAAUCAAGCAUCUUGAGGUAGAUCCUCAUGACAGUCUUUCUACACAAAUGUGCAUGGAUUGUAUUUGCGAUCUUAGAAUGAGUUAUAAAUUUUUUAUGCAAAUAAAAAAAGCCGAAAUAAAACUCAAAUCUAUCCAUGUAAAUCUCACAGCUGACAAUAGUGCAAAGAAAGUAGCAAAUGAUGAAUCUUUGAAAACAAAAGAAGAAAAACAAUUGUCUUAUUCAGAUAUAAAGCAUGGAUACCAAUUAUCUUCCACGAUUCAACAAAAUCUAUCUUUGUUAUCAACGAAACAAGAAAAUCAAACGACUCACGGAAAUCAGACAGACAACUCUGUUCCCAAAAUCUGUGCCAUCUUCUCGUUGAAAAACGAGUCAAAAAUAGGCUCUAGAAAAGAGACAGAAGCGAUAAAAAAAAAUGAGACUAAGAAAGAAGAGCAAAAGGUUAUAGUAGAAGAUGAGAAAGAGGAAGAAAUGGUGGAGGAGUUGGAGGAGAUAGAGGAAGGUGAGCAGAAUGAGAAGGAUGAGGAGGAUGAGGAGAUUGAAGAGCAAGAGAAGAUGGGCGGAGGGAUUUUCGAGGAAGUGGCAGAAGGAGAAGAUGAAGAAUCCAUUGAGGAAUUCGAUCCCGAAGAUCCUGCGCUUCUGGAAAAUGAAGAAGAAGAAAAGGAAGAAUCUUCGAGAUCUCCAACAACCAUUUACAAAUAUGAUAUGACAGCAAAGUCUUAUGUGAGGAUGGAAGAAAGUCAGGAAGGAUUUUUUUUUAAAUCUGGAACUUCCCAGAUUUCAGAGAGCGAAGGAGAAAAUCAAAAAGAAGGAAUGAGACAACCGAAUAUCUUGAAAAGAAAACUGGUAAUGCCAAUGACUAUGAUAAAAAAUGGAGAGGACGAUGUACAGAGUGGAAUAGGAGAGUACAAGAUGCAAAAGUUGGAUACAAACAAUUUUCUAAAUGUGAACAGUUCUUCAGAAGAGGAUGGAAUUAUGUAUGUGACUGUGAAGGGAUCCAAGCCAAACGAGAUUCUUUUAGUAAAGGUAAAGAAAAUGGAUAAACCAGUAGAAUCAAAGCGCGCUAUGACCUCCGCCGAUAUCAUGCCUGUUGAACGUUUCCUCAAACGUUAUGAGAUACUAACAUCAAAGGAUUUCUCUCGACGUCCUGACGACCGUGAGCAAAAAAUUGAGGAACAAAUCGAAGAAUACAAAAAAAAACGAGAAAAAGUUCUGGGAGGUCAAUCAGUAAUAAAGUAUGUCAGUAAUAAUUCCGUGAUUGAGAUGCAAAAAGAGAUGCAGGAAGAAGAAAUUUCCGCCAAAUCAAAUAUUGAAAAGGCGGAAGAAGAAAUUACAAUUUUGAAAGAAAAGGAUGAAAGAAGAGAGGAAGAAGAAGAAGAAAAAAUGGAGAAAGAUGAAAUUGAUGAAAAUCAAGAGAGGAUCAAUGACAAUACAGAAGAACAUCUUUCAAAGUUAUCAAGAUUGAAACUAAAGUGGGAAGAAGUGAAGCGGAAAAAGGAAAGUUUACAGAAGGAAUUGGACGAAUCGUAUAGCGAAGGAAAUUUGGAUAAAUUAGCAAAAGUCUUGGGGGAAAAGGAAGAGAAUCUGCGGGAAUUCCAAGGAUAUCUUAAACAGCGUAAAAUCGUUCUCACUCGCCUUAAGGACGAGGACAUAAUCUCUCUGUAUGAAGAUCGAUUUUCUACUACUUUGAAAUCAUCCUCUAAAUCCCUUCCGGAUCUUAUUGACACGCAACUUCCUAUUGAUAUUUCCGAAAAGUACUAUUUAGAAUGCGAUUACUGUUCUGAAACUUUUUCCAAUCGUGACGUUCUCGAGGAACACCUCAAGUCUCAUGAUUAUCGUAUUCUUCAUUGUUGUGAUGACUGCGGAGAAGAAUUUCAAACUAAUAAAGCAAAAAAAAAUCAUAGUGUGAUUUGUGUAAGGAAAUUAAUUUGUAAAUAUUGUAACGCUAUUCUGGAUUCCAGAGGAAAGAAACGUCAACACGAGCAGAAACAUGUUGACGCUCUUUAUGGUCAACUUUGUGAGGUUUGUGGGGAAAGAUUUAAACAUCAGGGAACUCUGGACCAGCACCUGAAGACGCAACAUACGAGUUUGGAAAAGAUUUAUCAGUGUCCAAAAUGUCCAAAAAAAUUUGCUUUUAAACAAAAAUUAAGUUUUCAUUUAAAGUCUGUUCAUACAACUUUAAGGGCGUACCUUUGCGAGGAUUGCGGUGCGGAUUUUAAGAAUCCCGCGAGUUUGAGACAUCAUAAAAUCAGAAAACAUCAGCCGGUUGGAAAUAAGAGGGAAUGUCAGGUUUGCCGAAAACUGGUACCAUUUUACAGUUUGUCGAAACACAUGCACACGCACAAAGCUUAUAGUAUCGAAUGUCCACAUUGCGACAAAAUGUUCAAAAACAGCUCGACCUUGAAACAACAUGUGAGAAUUCACGAAGAUCAAAGACAAUAUCGUUGCGACACCUGCGGUGUCGGGUUUAAUCGAAGGGAUGGUCUGAGGUUACAUAUGAGAGUGCACGAAAAGACUGGUAGUAGAGGUUUGAAAGAGUGUUCUUGUCAAGUUUGUGGGGAGAAGUUUCCGAAUCAUUCGACUUUGGUGAUCCAUAGGAACAGAAUGCAUAAAGAUGGGAGGCAAUAUACGUGUCACAUUUGUAACAGAUCAAUGAUUUCGACGAGAUCGCUCGAGUGGCAUAUGUCGCAUAUUCAUAACGAAUCGAUACCAGGUGUUAAUCGUGAUGAAUCUGAUCUGCCCGAGAAAAGGCGAGUUUCCUGCUAUCAUUGCAACAAGACUUUCAAGACGGAACUGAUUCUCCGCACACACAUAAAAAAUACGCACAUGGAGAAGGAUCCAUUGAAAUGUCCCGACUGUGAGGAUAUUUUUACAUCUGAAGUACGUCUACGUCAUCAUAUGAUGGUCGUGCACAAUCAUCUCGAGGGUACUUUGGCAUGUCCUCACUGUUCGAAGCGAUUCGUGAAUCAAUUAAGGCUAAAGACUCACAUGAUUUCUCAUUCUGAGGAAAGACCAUAUACCUGUGAGAUCUGUGGUUUUAAUUUAAAAACUAAGAUUCAAUUAAUCAAGCAUCAUCAAAACCGACACAGCGACGAGAGACCUCUGCAGUGCAGGUAUUGUCCUUGGCGAUGCAAGCAAGUGAGUGCCCUCGUUUGCCACGAGCGCACGCAUACCAACGAACGUCCAUAUUCAUGCAGCGUAUGUCGGCAACGCUUCAAAUAUCUCGGCGAUAAAAAUAAGCACGAACGUCGUCAUGAGAGCCUUGGUGGUUCAGGCUUCAAGCGUAUCGUACCUGGAAGGAAUAUCAAACCGAAAAUGCGCGCCGAGGACUCCUCCGGAUCGGAACAGGAACAAGGUUUGCUCAAGAACUCAACGAGUCAACACAAUAUCCAAAUUACCGAAGAGCGAUACGAAGAGCAACAGGAAGGACAAUAUGAUCAGAAAUUUCAAGAAGAACAAAUGGUCAAAUUCGAUCAAGAUCGGAUCGUUAAAUUUGAGGGUCAAGAGGUAUACGAUCAAGUAUACGAGCAGAAUUAUGAAGAAACUUCGAGAGAGGCAUCGGAAGCAACCGAAGUAAUUAUGAACAUGGAGGAUUCCAAUGUGUAUACGGAAGAGGUUACGGCCGAUAACAUAGAAUCUGGUACAGAGAUCAUGACGGACGAAAUGAUGACAAAUGAUAUUCUGCAAUCUGGCACUGCCGUGAUGCAUCUAAGGAAUGAUGAUUCGGGCAAGAUUCAAGUGAUACCAGUAAUGCUUUCCUUGCCCGAUCUGUCCGACGCAAAUGCCGAAGUUAAUCUCGAGACUGCGUCAAUCAUGUAUAAUAAUUAGAUUCGAUUUUCCUCAGGAUGAGAGAAAACAUGCGAAAUUUAAAAGUUGAAAAAUAUGAAGCAGAGACUAAA